Molecule: messenger RNA, 1019 nt
Organism: Arachis ipaensis
Lineage: Eukaryota; Viridiplantae; Streptophyta; Magnoliopsida; Fabales; Fabaceae
Product: AT-hook motif nuclear-localized protein 10-like
Molecular function (GO): minor groove of adenine-thymine-rich DNA binding
Source: RefSeq, a predicted model, not a curated record
CAUCCCAUUUUCUAUUCCUUUCUUCCUUCUUCUUUCUGGUUUCAUUGCUAUUGAAUACUCACUCUCCAUACCAUUCUUCAAACUUCAUUCACAUUUUCUCUCUUCUCUUCUCUUUUUGUGUUUCAUUAUCUUUCCAAAAAACCAAAAUUUCCAUGGCAGAAACUCUAAGCACCUCAAUUUCUGCAUCAAUGGCAUCCCUUUCAUCACCAAAACAAGCUCAAGAACCUGCUAUGAUGAACAUGAAAGUGGAAACCAACGCUGGAGCUACACCACCACUCCCACCACCACCACCACAACCAAUAGCAGUAGCAACAAUGGCUACAACAAGUGGGAGCUUAGAGAAUAAGAAGCUGAAGAAGAAGAGAGGAAGGCCAAGGAAGUAUGACUUAAAUGGGAUCAUGGGGUUGACAUGUCCUCCAAAUGCAGAAUCAAUGACUAUGACAUUUGCAUCAGCACCACAGUCUCAUUUUGGUGAGGUUGCAAAUUUGGAUGGUGCAUGCUUUACACCACAUGUGGUGAAUCUUCAUGCUGGAGAGGAUGUUGCUGAAAAGAUCAUGUUAUUCGUCGAAAAGUAUCCAGGAGGAAUUUGUGUUCUUUCUGCCACUGGAGCAAUCUCUAGUGUUACCUUAGACCGUUUUGGUUCUUCUGGUGGUUUGUGGACUUAUGAGGGUCGAUAUGAGAUUUUACGUUUAUCUGGAUCAUACACAAUCGUAGAGAAUUGUGGCAUGAGAAGUAGGACUGGUGGACUGAGUAUCAUGCUAGUCAAUCCUAACGGCCAUGUUUUUGGCGGCGGCAUUGCUGGUGUGUUAACUGCUGCUAGCCCCGUUCAACUUGUACUAGGGAGCUUCAGGACACAUGUUAGCAAAACCCCUAGAAGGAAGCGCGGCGGCCAUGAACACACUACGAGUCAGCUUGUAGUGGCUGCGCCGAUUGCAGGCGAUCUAGAGACACCGAUAGAGGCAAGGCCUAUCUCACAAGCAAAUCCUAAUUAAUGGUGAGAAUUUUCUGAUACUUAAUUC